AUGCCAGAACCUAUGGAAGAUGUCGAAGGGACGAUUCCCCCGUUCGACGUUGAGCACGAGGACAGUGCUCCUUACAAACAUCGUGGACACGAUGUGUCGUGGGCUGUCUGCCCACCGAAGUACGAUGGCAGACCGGACUUGCCCACGCUGGACAACUGGUUUCGGGAGGUGCGACGCUUUGUGAGAGCGCGCCAGAUCCCUCCCCCCGAACACGCCUACUCGGCGUAUUACUUCCUUACCGGUGACGCACUCGCGCGCGUUCACCGCGACCAUCAGCUUUGCGAAGAUCUUGAGAACAACAAGAUCUCGCUGAAGGAAUUUAGGCGAAAGCCUAAAUCUGGGCGAUCACCGCCAAGCCCAAGGCCGCCCAAACGAACUGCAACGAGCUGCAGUAAGGCCUUCAGAACUCCCGGGACACGCGUUUGUUUACAUUUACGCGUCGCGUCAAAAUGUCUUAAAUAG
Messenger RNA from Schizosaccharomyces japonicus yFS275, 462 nucleotides. RefSeq lists its product as hypothetical. The transcript has a single exon. Lineage: Eukaryota; Fungi; Ascomycota; Schizosaccharomycetes; Schizosaccharomycetales; Schizosaccharomycetaceae. The record is from RefSeq and is a predicted model, not a curated record. The coding region runs from base 1 to 462 and encodes 153 amino acids.